ACCAAAUUAACAAACUAUUUCGCGUCUUCUAGCACCCACUUCCUCACAGUCCGCUAACGGCUGCCCCACGGGGUUUCCAGUAGUAGUGUAGCAAAGAGCAGCAAUGCUUGAGUGGAGAUGCGAAGGCUACGCUGGUAACGGGGAAUGGUUUUGGUGAGGCAUUAAGCCAUGGAAUAACCUUACCCAAUUACUGAACAAGGCGAACUGGAUGCCCAACUCUCCUUGGCCUGACUACUAAGCGGAUAUCUGCUAUUGUGGCAGUGCAUCUAGCUGCCUUGUACGGGCCAGGGUCCCCAACAUAUAAACCAGAAUCAUCACGCUCUGAAGCGAUUUAAAAUUAAAUGAUCUUAUCCCAGGUCCUCAUAAAUCUUUUAAUACCAUGUACUGAUUCCGAAUCCUAACGCUCGGCAUAUACUCGUUUUCGCAUCGAUCUUAUGGCUGAACCCCUAGAAAUUGACAAGGCGGCGGCUUGGCUUAGCCAGUAUGGGUAUUCACGCGGGAUAACAUAUAGGGAUCUCUCCCUGAAGAGCGGGAUUCAUUUCACUUCUUUAGGCCAUCGGAACCUUGGACGCCAAUCAACACGAGAAGCUGCCUACGAUAGACAAUACUUGACAUAUGAGGAAGAAAAAGUAAUUGCUACUUGCUUGUUGUCUAUGGCUCAGAGGGGGCAUCGUCCCCCAAGAAACUUUAUACGAAAAAUAGCUCAUCAUGUUAAGCGCCAACGCAAUUCAAUUGAACCCGUUCACCAAUAUCAGCCAGAGGGUGAUGAUGUUCGCAUGCCUGGAAAGAAUUGGUCGGCGGCAUUCUACAAACGGCAUCCUACGCUAAAAAACGCAUUGAAAAUCGCAAAGAACACAAAAAAAUGCGAUCAGCACAUCUACGAUAAUAUAGAUGCAUGGAUCAACAUCAUAUCACCGAAACUCGACACGUUAAAGGCGUUAAAUAAGAACACAUACCACGUUAUUACUACAGGGGGCAUACUAAAAUUUCCUGCAAUAAUUCCGGAAAUUGUCAGCGAGGAUACGAUACGCGCUUAUUUGGACGCCAAUAAAGAAGGAAAGGUUGUUACCACCAUUGAAUGCAGUAGUAUGGACGGUCGAUUUAUAAAUCCCUUGAUCAUUUCGCCAACUGACGCCGAGAGAAAUCAAACACUCAGCCAUGUUCUUAACUGUCACCACAAUCAAUCCAGGAAUGGCUAUCUGGAUAGAAAGAUUACCAUGAAAUGGUUCAUGAAUAUAUUCGAACCUCAAACAAGGGCAAUUGCAAAUGGCAGACCCCGAUUUUUGAUCAGCGAUGCUCUGACUUGUUACAAUACACGCGAAUUGAGAGUGUUUUGUAAACAAAAUCGAAUUCAUCUAUGUGGACCUCAUUCAAUGGUUGUGCAAAGGCUCCGAUUUCAUACAGCUAGUUCUUUUGAACAAUUGCAAAUCUCACUCAGAGAAGAAUACAGCAGAGAAUAUUGCCGCUCUAGAGAUUAUGAGAAGGCACAGUUUUCGCUUUUGUAUGAUCGCGCACGACAGAGAGCAAUUGAUGUACAUACUCAAGCCCAAUCCCAAGAUCAGGAUUCUUCCGAAGCUUCUAUUGACUCUAGCGCAUCAAUCUUCGAAGACAGCCCACAGACUGUAGGAGACACUACACAGACCGCAAAGGACACCCCAAAGACUCUCGAGCUCAUAUCUUUACGCCAAGAAAUCGAGAAUGAUUUAAAGUGCGAGGCUUUUAAUGAAUCUGUGAAAGGCCGUAUUCAGCAUCUUUUAGAUAUUGCAAUGGCAGGGGCUGUAAUCUAGAUUUCUUCACUCGCAAAGCUAGCUGUAUCAGUCUAUAUGUGACACAAAAUAUGUAGACUUAGGUAAAGCAAGAAUUUCAGAUUUUUUUUUUGAACCAUCUAUGCAGCAGAUCUAAAGUUGGCGGUAUAUAUAAAGUUGUCUACAUAAUAUUAACUUCGUAUAACAUAACUAUGCAGAAAAAGCUGAACUUGAUACGGAGGAGACAUUAUAGCAUAGAGCAUUCAUGUUAGCCGAAACUUAAGGCGCCUAGUACCUAAAAAUAAUCUCCUGUGAAGAUAUGCAACCCCUCGAACUUGAGCAAGACCGGAU
Molecule: messenger RNA, 2096 nt
Organism: Pseudogymnoascus verrucosus
Lineage: Eukaryota; Fungi; Ascomycota; Leotiomycetes; Thelebolales; Thelebolaceae
Exons: 2
Coding region: 435-1787 (450 amino acids)
Molecular function (GO): nucleic acid binding
Source: RefSeq, a predicted model, not a curated record